CUCGCGCAGUCCAGCCAGUAACCGCGGUACGGCUCCUACAGCUCCGGCAUGGCCAACCCUCCUCACGACCCGUUCUACUCCUCGCCGUUCGGACCCUUCUACCGGAGGCACGCGCCCUACAUGGUGCAGCCAGAGUAUCGGAUCUACGAGAUGAACAAGCGGCUUCAGUCGCGAGCAGAGGAGAGUGAUAAUCUCUGGUGGGACGCCUUUGCCACGGAAUUCUUUGAAGAGGACGCCACACUCACUCUUUCCCUCUGCCUAGAAGAUGGCCCCAAGAGAUACACGAUCGGAAGGACGCUCAUCCCUCGUUACUUCAGUACGGUGUUUGAGGGCGGAGUCUCAGAGCUGCACUAUGUGCUGCAUCACUCCAAAGAGUCGUUCCACAACGCCAGCGUCACCAUCGACUGCGACCACUGCACCAUGGUCACCCAGCACGGCAAGCCCAUGUUCACUAAGGUCUGUACAGAGGGCCGUCUGAUGGUGGAGUUCACGUUUGAUGACCUCAUGCGUAUUAAGAUGUGGCACUUCUCCAUCCGGCAGCACCGGGAGCUCAUUCCACGCAGUAUCCUCGCCAUGCACGCCCAGGACCCUCAGGCUCUUGAGCAGCUUUCCAAAAACAUCACCAGGAUGGGCCUAACCAACUUCACUCUCAACUACCUCAGGUUGUGCGUUAUCCUGGAGCCCAUGCAGGAGUUGAUGUCGAGGCACAAGACGUACAGCCUGAGUCCACGCGACUGCCUCAAGACCUGCCUGUUCCAGAAGUGGCAGAGGAUGGUGGCCCCUCCAGCUGGACCCCCUCAGAACUUCAAAUCGGAGAUAUUCUCCUCCAAUCACAAGAAAGCAGAAGCAGCCAGACCGCCCGCCACCAAGAGGAGGAAGAGGAAGAACUCUGCUGGCUCCGCCUCCAACAGUAGCCAUGGCAACAGCACCAACAGCAAGAAGCGCAGUCCAGCUAACAACUUUACCUUAUCCAGCCAGGUACCUGAUGUGAUGGUGGUGGGCGAGCCCACUCUGAUGGGCGGGGAGUUUGGUGACGAGGACGAGCGUCUGAUCACGCGAUUGGAGAACACGCAGUACGACUCCACCAAUGGCCUGCAGGACGACGCCCACUUCACACACUCCCCCGCCCUCCCUGGCAACCUCCCUAGCAACGGCCCCUGGAGCGCCAAGCCCCCGCCCGGACCAGACCCCAAAAACGACAGCGCACCCCCACAGACCCCCCAGUGACACACACACACACACACACACACACACACACACACACACACGUGCACACAAAAACUCUUCCUGGUUUGGAGUUGCUCCACUUUGAUCAUGGCAGUCAGGGCAGCUUUGAUUGGCUGCUCCUCCGUCCACUCAGACCCAAUCAGAGACCAGGGACUUCAGUACUUCCUGUCCACUUUGAGGACUCCGCCUCCAGCUGCAGGGCACAUCCUGUGCGGUGUGUGUGAGUGUGUGAGUGUGUGUGUGUGAGUGUGUGUGUGAGUGUGUGAGUGUGUGUGUGUGUGUGUGUGAGUGUGUGAGUGUGUGUG
Sardina pilchardus (European sardine) is the source of this 1532-nucleotide messenger RNA. Its product is annotated as LIM domain-binding protein 2-like. Gene Ontology annotation, cellular component: nucleus; transcription regulator complex. The transcript has 9 exons. Gene Ontology annotation, biological process: negative regulation of transcription by RNA polymerase II; positive regulation of transcription by RNA polymerase II; nervous system development. The record is from RefSeq and is a predicted model, not a curated record. The coding region runs from base 49 to 1227 and encodes 392 amino acids. Gene Ontology annotation, molecular function: LIM domain binding. Lineage: Eukaryota; Metazoa; Chordata; Actinopteri; Clupeiformes; Clupeidae.